CUUUCAACAGAUCCGCGAACUGAAGCACAGCGAGACGAAGCUGAUCGCGUUCGGUCAGUAUCUGGAAAUCGCGAAGCAGAUGAAAGACUUCGAGGAGAACAAGUUCAACACGUGGCUUGAGAAAGCUUUGUCGACGGUGACCAAUUUCAUGAAGAAGAGCGUGGUGAGGAUUGGGCGCGCGGAUCGAAAUAAUUCGAAUGAUUACCGGAUCUUCUCGGAGGAGCAGCAGAGCGGUAAAAACGUUCAGCUGAUUCAUCUGGCGUCGAAGACGAGGAUCAAUAAUGUGGAUUCUAUCUUAUCGACUCAAGAAUCUCUGAAACGUAAUAACAUAACAUCGAAACCCAGCGUGGAAACAGCACAUUCCGUGUCUUCUAGAAACGUCAUUGCGCAAUCAUGUCCGGAUGCAAGGACCGACACCAAAGGAUCUUCACUCAAAAACGGCAAAACCUCCAUUCUUUCUUCCGACAAGCACGUAACCCGCUCGAAGGCCGCCUGUACGGAAUUUACGAGCGACGCCAUUCUGAUGGAAUGUCAACUGCGUUUUGAAUUGAAUUUCGACUGGGAGAUCUUCGAGGUUAUCAGAGAGGCGGAACUUAUGGAGCAAUUGGGUUUCGAGCUGCCGUUCGCUCUCCGAGACAUCGGCGUUCAGAAGAACAGAUUGAGAACGGACAUCGACGUCACCGAGGGAAUGAUCAAUCAGUACAAUCACAUUCUGGACACGUUGGACGAGGCGAAUGUGGAAUUGCUGAAGAAACUUCUACAGGACGUCGAGAAACACAUUCAGCCCGGAGUUACGCGAUUCACUUGGAAUUCUCUGAGUAUCUCGGAUUACGCGGCAUCUUGCCACGCGGUGCUGAAGAAUCUAAACUCCAUCGUCGAUCAGGUCAAUCAAAUGGAAAUCGAUCUUGACAAUCAAAUAAAGUCCGAAUUAGAAUUGUACAAUCUGUUUUCCACGAAGAAAGAGAUCGCGGAGUCGGAAGUUCUCUUGCCGUGCAAGACUUAUUUUCUAGAAGUGAAAAGUCGAAGAUCCGAACUAAUACUGUCGAUGUCGAAGACUUACCAAUCGAUCGGUCCACUGCUCGUGAAACUGGAGGGUUUGGUAUUCGGAACUUCAACGGGAAAAAAUCCGAAUAUGCAACUUCUCUAUAAGAAAUACGAGAAGAAAAUUUUUGAAGCCUUUAUAAUGUGCAUGGUGAGAAACAUGAAAUUUAUGAACAAAUUGUUGAACGACACCAAACCGAUCUUUCAAGCGGACGCGGUUCUGGUGGCGUCCGAAGUGGUGCUGCGUCCCUCGCCGAACGAAAUGUACAGCAUCAUUUGUCAGGACGUGCGAGAUCUGUUGGAAAGGCUGAAAGGAUUCUUCAGAUGGAUGAAUGGGACUUGCUUGGAGUGUCAGCCGGAAAAAAACUCUUCGCAGGAAAUCGUCACGUUUAGCUUCUUCGAGGACGUGAUGAGUAUUCGAAUAAUUAACGAUCUCGUAAAAACGAUUCAAGAAACGGCGCAGCGAAUCUCGAUUGAAUGCUCGCGUUACGCGCAAAAGUGGAAGAAAUACAGCAAUUUGUGGUCGCACGACAAAAAUCUGAUUUGCGAGAAAUUCGCAGCGACGAAACCUUUGGUUUAUCAAUACGACGAGAAGUUAGGAUUUUACGAGAACAUCCGGGAGGAAGUCGAAGAUAUGACGCCUUAUUUCGACAUAAGUAGCGUACGGCUCAACCUGACCCCACUUUUAUCAGGCAUCAAGACUCAAGUGCGGGAAUGGAAACAGGUGUUCGGAAAUUAUCUUCUGGCUGACACCGUACAAUCUAUGAAGCAAAUGAAAACUCAAAUCGAGACUUUUCGCAGCGCGAUCGAGUUGGUGGUCACCGGAUUGGAUCGUUUCACGUCGAUCAUAGAAGCGAUCGCGGACGUGAGAAAGAUGGCGAGCCAAGCUGAAGUCGACUACGUGACCUAUCAGGAAUGUUUUCGAACUCUGCGCACUUACGAAAUCGAAUUUCCGUUGGAGGACGAGGCGAUGGCGCGCCAAUUGCAAUACGAUUGGGAGUCGUUGUACCUCGGUUCGCUUUAUCGAUCCUCGACUCUGGAAAGCACAUUCGACAGAUUUAGCGAACUGACCGAAGACGAGAUUCGAAAUUUCCUAGCCGAGAUCGACAGUUUCGCCGAGGAUUUCGAGGCGCACGGUCCCGGAAGCAUCGGAACCGAUUUGGAUCUCGGACUGAAGAAAAUGAAAGAAUACGGCAAACUGAUCAACACGUACGACGAGAAACGCUUGAGGCUGAUGAAGUCGGAAAUUCUGUUCAAUCUGGCGCCUGCGGAUUUUUCGGUCUUUCUGAGGAUCAAGACGGAGUACGAGAACAUGGAGAAGUUGUACGAUCUUUACAAGCAGCAGAAAAAAGCGCGGGACGAUUGGGCGAAGACUCUGUGGAUGAAUUUGAAUCCUCAACAGCUCAUCGACGGUAUGGAGCAAUUUAUGAAGGAAUUCAGACGAUUGCCCAAACACAUCAAGACUAUGAACGUGGGCCAUGCGUUGGACGCCGAUAUGAGAAACUUCAAGAAUUCAGUGCCACUAUUCGUUCAACUGAAGCACGAGGCUAUGCGUGACAGACACUGGGAACAGUUGAUGAAAAGAACCGGACAACAUUUCGAUAUGGAUCCGGACAGAUUUACAUUGGAAAAUAUGUUCGCUAUGGAGCUAGGAAAAUACGAAGAUAUCGCGCGGGAUAUCGUCACGACCGCCGUGAAAGAGCUUGCGAUAGAAAAAGGCAUAAAGGAAUUGGCGGAAGUGUGGAAAUCGAUGAAUUUCAUCGUGGUGAAACAUUACAAAGGUUCGGAAGACCGCGGCUACAUGCUCGGACCUCUCGACGAUUUAAACGCGACGCUCGAAGACAACAUGCUGACCGUGCACAGCAUGGCCGCUUCGCAAUUUGUCGGACCGUUCCUCAGCGUUGUUCAGAAGUGGGAGCACACGAUGCGCACUAUCUCCGAGGUUCUGGAGGUGUGGGUAGAUCUUCAGCGAAAGUGGCUGUAUCUCGAGGGCAUCUUUGUGGGCGGCGACAUUCGCCUUCAGUUGCAAGACGAGACGAAGAGAUUCGACAAUGUCGACCAAAUGUACAGGAGAAUCAUGAUCGACACGUCGAAGAGACUCAACGUUCUCGAAUGUUGCACGAUUCGGGGUCGAAAGGAGGAAUUUGAAAGUAUGAUAGCGGCACUUGAGAAAUGCCAGAAGUCGCUCGCGGAAUAUUUGCGACACAAACGUCUUGUAUUUCCGAGAUUUAACUUCAUUAGCGACGACGAGCUGUUGAGCAUUCUUGGAAGUAGCACUCCUGCCGUUAUUCAGGAACACGUAGGAAAGAUGUUCGACAAUCUCGACAAGUUUAAACUUGUACCGUGUAAUAACAAGGAUAUCCUGUUGGCGACCGCUCUCUUUUCUUGCGAAAGAGAAGUUAUGGAAUUCAGAAAUCCGGUAGCCACCGAGGACAACGUCGAGAUCUGGAUGGGUCUCGCUCUCGAGGAAAUGAAAAAAUCGAAUCGAUAUCUGACGAAAAAAGCUGUCUACGAUUACGGCAAGGUGCGACGACCGAGAACGCGGUGGCUUCUCGAGUUUCAAGGAAUGAUGAUUAUCACGGCCAAUCAAAUAUGGUGGACCGCGGAAGUCGAGAAUGUUUUCGACAAAAUAUCUCGAGGGAAUAAACGCGCAAUGAAAGAGUAUUUACAACAAUUGAACACUCAAUUGGACGAAGUAGUGACGCUAAUGGGCGGUCCUGCGCUUACAAGCAAUGACAGAAAGAAAAUCGACAUGAUUUUAACUAUCGACGUACACAUUCGAGACAUCAUCGAGGCUUUCGUCAGGGACAGCAUUGAGGAUCCCACGGAAUUUGAAUGGGAAAGUCAAUUAAGAUUUUACUGGGUUCACGAUGUGGACAAUAUAUGGGUAAGCCAGUGCACGGGCGCUUUCGAAUACGGUUACGAAUACAUGGGUCUUAAUGGCAGAUUGGUCAUUACGCCUCUGACGGACAGAAUAUAUCUCACUAUCACGCAAGCUCUCUCGAUGCACUUAGGCGGUGCACCGGCGGGUCCUGCCGGAACCGGAAAGACCGAGACGGUCAAAGAUCUGGCGAAAGCCUUGGGACUAUUGUGCAUCGUAACAAAUUGCGGCGAAGGAAUGGACUAUAUCGCGAUCGGAAAGACUCUGGGUGGUCUCGCUCAAUGCGGAGCAUGGGGCUGCUUCGACGAAUUCAAUCGCAUCGACGUUUCCGUUCUUUCUGUUAUCUCGACCCAGCUGCAAACCAUACGCUCGGCGCUUCAAGUUAAAGCUCAACGAUUCACGUUUGAGGAGCAAGACAUCAGGCUGGAUUCGAAGGUGGGGAUCUUUAUCACGAUGAAUCCGGGAUACGCCGGUCGCACGGAACUGCCGGAAUCGGUAAAGGCCCUGUUCAGGCCGGUGGUCUGCGUAGUGCCCGACAACGAGUUAAUCUGUCAGAUCAAGCUCUUCAGCGCCGGUUUCCUCACGGCGAAGGUACUCGCUAAGAAAAUGACGGUUCUUUACAAGCUGGCGAACGACCAGCUGAGCAAACAAACGCACUACGACUUCGGCCUGAGAGCUCUCAAGUCCGUGCUCAACAUGGCCGGUCAGUUGAAGAGAACUUCAAACGACUUGCCCGAAAACGUCGUGCUGAUGAGAGCACUCAGAGACAUGAAUUUACCUAAGUUCAUAUACGACGACGUGCCGCUCUUUCUGGGUCUGAUCAGAGAUCUAUUUCCCGACUUGGAUUGUCCCCGAAUUCGCUAUCCGCAAUUGAACGAAGCGAUCGAGACGGUAUUGGAACAAAACGGAUAUAUCGUCCUGCCCGAACAAGUCGAUAAAGUCGUGCAGUUACACGAGGUAAUGAUGACCAGGCACUCUACGAUGGUCAUCGGUCCCACCGGCGGUGGCAAGACGACGGUCAUCGAAACGCUGUGCAAAGCGCAGACGCACCUUGGUAAAUCCACGAAACUGCACAUUCUCAAUCCCAAAGCUUACACCGUCAUCGAAUUGUACGGAACGUUGGAGCCGACGACGCGCGAUUGGACGGACGGUCUUCUGAGCAGCAUUUUUCGCGAAAUUAACCGACCUUUGGAAUCCGACAAGGAGGAGUACAGAUACAUGCUCUUCGACGGCGACGUCGAUCCGCUGUGGAUCGAAAAUAUGAACUCGGUUAUGGAUGACAACAAGUUGCUAACUCUGGCUAAUCAGGAAAGAAUCAAACUGCAGAAUCAUUGCGGUCUGCUCUUCGAGAUAGGCGACUUGCAGUACGCCUCACCUGCGACAAUCUCGAGAGCAGGUAUGGUUUACGUGGACCCGAAGAACCUGGGCUACCAGCCUUACAUGGAUAAGUGGAUACAAGUCAAGAGCAAAGCCGAUCACGAGUUUCUUCGCGGAAUGUGUCAGAAAUACGUACAUGGCUCGCUUAGACUUAUUAUCGAAGGAACGUUCGGUCUCCAAGCAAUGGAACCGCUUCGGAUGAUUAUACCGCAAACUAGUCUCAACAUGGUAACUCAAUUUUGCUACGUGUUUGACGGUCUGUUGUCAAUGCUAGAGUCGACAAGUAGAAAAUUUGCGGAAGAGGAGAAGGAGGAGGAUAUGUCACAGAAAUCGAAAGACGAACUGUGGGAAGCGAUGUAUAUUCAAGCGUGCUAUUGGUCAUUUGGCGCGUCCAUUGUGAACGAGGCGCGAUCUACAUUUGACAGAUACAUAAAGAAAACGUGCGGACUUAUGGAGGUGCAAGACAAACCCAACAAAUUGGCAGUCACGAAAUACGUACCGACGUCGCUUCCAACUUUAUACGAUUACGUGCUGGAUGUCAAGAAACAAGUUUGGAUCGCGUGGAAAUGGUUGGUGCCGGCAUAUGUGCACGACAGACAGAAAAUUUUCUCGGACGUUCUCGUACAGACAGUCGACACAUUGCGCACCACGUGGUUCGUGAAUCUCAUGAGCGAAUUGCAAAAACCGGUAUUAUUAGUCGGAGAAGUUGGCACUUCGAAGACAGCUAUUGUUCACGAAUUUCUAAGAAACUUGAGUUCGGACAAAUAUGAGCAGCUUUUAAUGAAUUUUUCGUCGAGAACUACGUCGAGUGAUGUGCAGAGAAACAUCGAAUCGGUGGUGGAGAAAAGAACGAGAGAAAUAUUUGGACCUCCGCCCGGAAAAAAAUUGAUAGUUUUCAUCGAUGACAUGAAUAUGCCAAUAACCGAUACUUACGGAACUCAACAGCCCAUCGCGUUGCUUAAGUUGUUGUUCGAAAGAGCCGGUUUUUACGAUCGCGGUCGCGAUUUAAGCUGGAAAUACAUGAGAGACAUUUAUUAUUUAGCAGCCAUGGGAAAACCCGGCGGCGGCAGGAACGAAGUUGAUCCGCGAUUUAUCUCAAUGUUCUCGGUUUAUAACGUAACUUUCCCUUCGAGCGAGACUCUCAGCUAUAUUUACACGAGCAUUCUGUCCGGUCAUUUGCAAACGUUCUCCGAGGGCGUUCGAAAUAUCGCGGGAGGUCUUGUUCGAUUAACUUUGGAACUUUACGAGACAGUUAGGAAGGAAUUGCUGCCUACGCCGUCCAAGUUUCACUACAUCUUCAACAUGCGCGAUCUCUCGAGGAUCACGGCCGGAUUACUUCAGAGCCAUCCCGACUUCUUUUCAGACGUAAAGCAGUUCGUCAGGCUUUGGAGAAACGAGGUCACUAGAAUCAUGUCCGACCGUCUCGUCAACGAGCAAGACGAAAAUUUGGUGAUAGAGUUACUGAAGAAAAAGAUCACACACUACUGGAAGGAAGAUCCCGAAAUAACUCAAUACAGUUUAAGAGAUCCGCUACUGUACGGUGACUUUAGAAACGCCUUGAGCGAAGACGAGCCCAGAUUCUACGAGGAUCUGCUAGAUUACGAAGCGGUUUACAGCUUGUUUCUCGAGAUCUUCGAAGAAUACAAUGAAAGAUCCACGACCAAGUUGCACAUGGUUCUCUUCAACGACGCGCUCGAGCAUCUGACCAGAGUGCAUCGUGCGUUACGAAUGCAUCGCGGAAACGUGCUGGUUGUUGGCACGGGUGGCAGUGGCAAGAACUCCGUGAUAAAGUUGGCGUCGUUUGCCGCCGGUUAUCAGCUGUUCCAGAUCGUCCCGAGCCGCGGUUACAACGAGGCGUCAUUUCGCGAAGACAUGAAGAGCCUGUACAACUUGGUCGGCGUCGAGAACAAAGAGGUCGUAUUUAUGUUCACGUGCGGUCACAUUAAAAACGAAGCUUUCCUCGAGUUGGUGAACAACAUGUUAACGGCGGGCUUCGUGCCGGCUCUCUUCACGGACGAGGAGAAAGACGAGAUCAUCACCUCCUGCAGAGACGAGGCGGUUAGAGCGGGUUUCGAUAUGGCAAAAAAAAGUGUUUGGUCAUACUUCGCGAAACAGUGCACCGCGAAUUUGCGAAUAGCGUUGGCGAUGAGUCCGUCGGGUGACGCUCUGCGAACCCGAUGUCGCAAUUAUCCGGGCUUGAUUAACAACACCACCGUAGAUUGGAUGUUCCCGUGGCCGCAACAAGCUCUGGUGGCAGUAGCGAAUGUUCUCAUUCAAGACAACCCGAUUGUGCCGCAGGAAUACAGGAAAAAGAUCGUGAACCACAUGGUUUACGCGCACACAUUAGUGCUGCGGUACACGGUGGAUUUCGCGACAAGACUGAGAAGACGAAAUUAUGUCACGCCGAGGCACUUUCUGGACUUCAUUAACACUUAUCUGAAAUUGUCAAAGGAGAAAAAAGACUUUAUAGAUUCGCGCUGCGCCCGUCUAUCCGGAGGGUUGCAAAAAAUCGCACAGGCUUCGGUCAAUCUGAAGGAGAUGAAUGAGAUACUGGCCGUGCAGAAGAUCAAAGUGCUCGAUCAAACGAAAAAUUGCGAACAGCUGCUCGCUUCAAUCGGCAACAGCACGAACAUUGCGAUGGAAAAGAAGAAUCUGAGAGAAGAGAAAAGAACGGAGAUCGAGGAAAAGAAGAAAAUAAUUGCUACGGAGGAAGCGGAGGCCAGACAAGCAUUAGAAGAGGCUAAACCGGCUCUCGACGCGGCCAAACUCGCACUGGGCGAGCUCGAGAAAGCGGAUAUCACCGAGAUAAGAUCUUUUGUCACUCCGCCCGAGCCGGUGCAGAUCGUAUCAGAAUGCGUGGCAAUGCUUCGAGGCGUCAGAGACGUAUCUUGGAAAGGAGCGAAAGGACUGAUGAGCGAUCCGGGAUUUCUGAAAAGUUUGCAGGAAAUGAAUUGCGAUCAGAUCACGUUGAAACAGCAACAAGCGGUACGAGCGCAUUUGAAGAAGAGCGACAAAUUGGAUCAGAUGCAGGUCAUCAGCAAAGCGGGAUACGGCUUGUACAGAUUUGUGCUCGCUGUCUUGGAUUAUUGCGCAGUUUUCAGAGAGAUAAAACCGAAGAUGGACAGAGUCCAGACGCUCGAAGAAGAAUCCGUGAAAGCCCGACGUGCGUUGGAAAACGAAGAACGAGAAUUAAAGCGAUUGGAGAAAACGAUUAAGGAGCUGAAUGCAAAAUAUGACGUUGCAAUGACCGAGCGACAACAGCUUCAAGACGAGACGGACGUGUUGGGACGACGGCUUUUAGCUGCCGACAAGCUGAUUUCUGGAUUGUCGUCCGAGAACGAACGCUGGCAGAAGGAUUUAACGGCUCUGCAGGAUGACACGAAAAGGAUCACAGGAAAUUGCUUGCUCGGAGCGGCUUUUCUCGCUUAUAGCGGACCGUUUUCUCACGAGUUCAGAAAUGAAAUGUUCAACAAUUGGGAAACGAGCAUUUUGCAAAAACAAAUACCCAUGUCGAAACCGUACAAGCUCGAAAUGCAUUUGAGCGAUGACGUUGAAAUCAGCACAUGGAACUCAGAAGGUCUCCCACCGGACGAGCUUUCCGUGCGAAACGGUAUAUUGACCACGAAAGCGUCUAGAUUCGCGCUUUGCAUCGAUCCUCAGCAACAGGCGCUUAAUUGGAUCAAAAAACGGGAACAGAAGAAGAAUCUGAAGAUCAUCUCUUUCGCGGAUGCGGAUUUCUUGAAACAAGUGGAAUUAGCGAUCAAAUACGGUCUACCGGUGCUCAUUCGAGAUGUAGACGAGGUCGAUCCCAUCUUGGACAACGUAUUGUCGAAAAAUAUACAGUUUUCCGCGGGACGAACUUUCGUCAUUCUCGGCGACAAGGAAGUGGAAUACGACUCGAGGUUUCGUAUUUAUUUGACGACAAAAAUGUCCAAUCCGAAUCUGGACGCUGCCGUUUACGCGAAAGCGAUUGUUAUCAAUUACAUGGUCACCGCAGCGGGUUUGGAGAACCAGCUUCUGUCGGUGGUCGUGAGAACCGAGCGACCGGACGUCGAGGAGCAACGUGAAAAUCUAAUCGCGGAGACCAGCGAGAACAAGAAUCUAUUACAGAAACUGGAAAACAGUCUUCUGCGUGAGAUCGCAACGGAUCGGGGCAACAUGCUGGACAAUCUCGAUCUGAUCGAAACGCUGGAGAACAUCAAGGCCAGCACCAGCGAGGUGAUGUCGAAGCUGUUUCUCGCCGAGGUCACGUCGUUCGACGUAGACAGAUUGCGCGAGGGCUACCGUCCGGUGGCGGUGCGAGGUGCCAUUUUGUUCUCCGUGCUUGCGGACAUGGCAACCGUAAACCCCAUGUAUCAGUAUUCCCUGAUCAGUUACGUCGAAGUGUUCGUUCACUCGCUGAAGAGAUCGUUGUCGGACCCGGUGCUCGAGAAACGACUAAGAAACAUCAUCCCGACGCUGACGAAGAAUGUCUACAACUACGGGUGCACCGGAAUAUUCGAGCGACACAAGUUGCUCUUCUCUCUACAAAUUUGCAUGAAGAUAGAGCAGAGCGUGGGUAACGUGACGCAGGAACAAUUGGAGUUCUUCAUCAAAGGCAGCACGGCUUUGGAAAAGUCGGUCAAACCGAAUCCCGCCAAGUGGUUGCCUUCGUCAGGUUGGGAAGAUGUUCUCAAACUGGCGAGCGAUUUCCCGGACAAGUUCGAGCAACUUCCGGAAGAGCUACGUGAUCGCGAGAACGAAUGGAAGAAGUGGUACGACUCGGAUAUGCCGGAAUCGGAGCGACUUCCGUGCGAGUAUAGCGCUCGGAUCACGUCGUUCGACAAGCUGAUGCUGAUACGCUGUUUUCGAGCGGACCGCGUCUAUCGCGGCAUUAUCGAUUAUAUUACCGAGAUCAUGGGCGAGCAAUACAUCACACCGCCACAUUUGAACUUCGACAUGAUCUUCGAGGAAAGUACACCGACUAUGCCUGUCGUUUUCAUUCUGAGCCCGGGCUCGGAUCCCACGGCCGAACUGAUGAAGUUGGCCGAUCGAUACGGCUGGGGAGGCGGAAAAUUCAGAUGUCUCUCGCUCGGACAAGGUCAAGCUACGGUCGCGAUGGAAUUGCUGAGAACAGCAAUGGCGAGAGGACAAUGGCUGAUGCUGCAAAAUUGCCAUCUACUUCUGUCCUUUGCGAAAGAUUUGGAAAAAAUAAUGGAGAACGCAGAGAAACCCCAUCCCGAUUUUCGUCUUUGGCUCACCACGGAACCCACCCCUAAUUUUCCGAUCGGAAUACUUCAACUAUCUCUGAAGGUCGUCACGGAACCACCGAGCGGAUUGAAGCUAAACUUGCAAAACACGUACCUCAAGAUGCGACCGCAGGUCUUGGAAAGUUGCUCCCAUCCUCUUUACAAGCACUUGAUUUAUGUUCUAGCGUUUUAUCACGCAGUUAUUCAGGAAAGGAGAAAGUACGACAAGAUCGGAUGGAAUAUUAACUACGACUUCAACGAGUCCGAUUUUAAUGUGUGUACGAUGAUAUUAGAUACUUAUCUGACAAAAGCGAUGGCCACGUCGGGGUCUAAAAUGCCGUGGAGCAGUUUGAAGUAUCUAAUUGGCGAGGUGAUGUACGGCGGAAGAGUGAUAGAUUGUUACGAUCGUCGCGUCUCUUACACCUACAUGGACGAGUACUUCGGCGAGUUUUUAUUCGACGAGUUUCAACCGUUUCACUUUUACAAGGAUAUCGCUGUCGAUUAUGUGAUACCGCCGGAAGGAAGUCGCAACGACUAUUUAAAGUUCAUCGAGGAACUACCGUUAGUGAACACUCCGGAAGUGUUUGGCUUGCAUCCAAAUGCUGAGAUCGGAUACUUCACGAAAACCGUUAAGAAUAUAUGGAAGCACUUUGUGGAGCUUCAGCCACAAACCUCGAUAAGCGUGACUGGCGUCAGCAAGGAUGAAUACAUCGAUAAUGUAGCAAAGGAGAUCUUAGCCAGGAUACCAACGCCGUAUAAUAUUGACAAAGUCAAGAAAAAUUUCGGCGUGUCCGUAACGCCGACUGCGAUUGUUCUGUUUCAAGAAUUGGAGAGAUUCAACAAAUUAACAGAAACAAUGACGAGAACAUUGAAUCAGCUGAGAAAGGCCAUUGCUGGUGAAAUUGGAAUGGACGCGGUGCUGGAUAAUAUCUCCGUGGCACUUUAUAACGGCACUCUACCCAGGGAAUGGGCGAGAUUGGCGCCAGACACGCAAAAGAAUCUCGCUAGUUGGAUGGAUCAUUUUCAAAAGAGGAUAGAUCAGUACACUAACUGGUCUGGCGCGAAUGAACCCGUAGUGCUUUGGUUGGCUGGAUUGCACGUGCCGGAGACUUACUUGGCAGCUCUGGUGCAAAUAACUUGCCACAAAAACAACUGGCCCCUCGAUCGUUCCGUGAUUUACACGACGGUGUCGAAGUUCCUCAAACCUGAUGACGUAGAAGAAAGACCCGACCAAGGCUGUUACGUACACGGAUUGUACUUGGAAGGUGCCAGAUGGGACGUCGAAGAACAAUGUUUGAGGAGAUCGCAUCCGAAAGUUCUUGUAGAAGAGCUGCCAAUAUUAACUAUCAUACCGACUGAAGUUCACAGACUGAAGUUACAGAAUACAUUUAAAACUCCAGUAUAUACUACGUCGAAUCGGCGUAACGCCUUGGGCAUUGGUCUGGUGUUCGAAGCAGAUUUGGCAACGCCAGAACAUAUUUCACAUUGGAUACUUCAAGGUGUUUGUCUAGUGUUAAACACAGAUUGAAGCAAUUCUCGAAA
This is a messenger RNA of Pseudomyrmex gracilis, 12069 nucleotides long. It is a transcript of the gene Dhc98D, whose product is annotated as dynein heavy chain 10, axonemal. Gene Ontology annotation, cellular component: dynein complex. Gene Ontology annotation, molecular function: dynein intermediate chain binding; ATP binding; minus-end-directed microtubule motor activity. Bases 80 to 12055 code for a protein of 3991 amino acids. The transcript has 42 exons. Gene Ontology annotation, biological process: microtubule-based movement. Lineage: Eukaryota; Metazoa; Arthropoda; Insecta; Hymenoptera; Formicidae. The record is from RefSeq and is a predicted model, not a curated record.